CAAGGUGAUUGGUUGCUGAUGUCAUUGGGUGGAGUGCAGGGAUUUCACUCUGCUGUGCAAAAAAAGCUUCUUCCUGAAUUACAGAGACGGGAUCAAAGAUGCUGGUACUGGUGCUUGGAGAUCUUCACAUUCCCCAUCGAUGCAACACUCUGCCAGCCAAGUUCAAGAAGCUGCUGGUCCCAGGGAAGAUCCAGCACAUCCUCUGCACCGGUAACCUCUGCACCAAGGAGAGCUAUGACUAUCUCAAGACGCUGGCCGGGGACGUCCACAUUGUCAGAGGAGACUUUGACGAGAACUUGAACUACCCAGAGCAGAAGGUGGUGACGGUGGGCCAGUUUAAGAUGGGCCUGAUUCACGGGCACCAGGUCAUUCCCUGGGGAGACCUGGCCAGCCUGGCUCUAUUACAGAGGCAGCUGGAUGUGGACAUUCUCAUUUCCGGACACACCCACAAAUUUGAGGCCUUUGAAAACGAGAACAAAUUCUACAUCAACCCAGGAUCUGCAACAGGGGCUUACAAUGCGCUGGAAAGUAACAUCAUCCCAUCGUUUGUACUGAUGGAUAUCCAGGCGUCGACUGUUGUAACUUAUGUCUACCAGCUCAUUGGGGAUGAUGUCAAAGUGGAAAGAAUCGAGUACAAGAAGCUCUAAAGGUGGCACGGUGAUGGGUCCCUUUGUACUGUCUCAUUCCUUUCAUCUUGCAGCUCAACCACCGAAUUUCAACGCUACAACUGUAUUAUACAUGUUUUGCUAACAUUAAAAAAUUAUAUAUAUAUAAAUAUUCAGUCAUUUUUAUUUAGCAGCAGUGUGCUGCUGUUAGUUUGUUUUGAAGAAUAUACAAUAAUGCAACAUGGAUUUACAUCGCUGUUUUUAAAAAAAAAAAAAAAAAAAAAAAAGCAUGUCUAAGACUUACUUUUUUUUUUUUUUUUUUUUUUAAGCGUAGUCCUGUAAAUAUUCUCUUUUAAAUCCCAUUACUGAAAAGAUAUAUGGUAGUUUAGAAAUGCCGCAUGGAACAUUAGAGGACUUCAUUUGCCCAAUGUACCGAUGUUGUAAUAAAACCUCAUUCAUGUU
Molecule: messenger RNA, 1067 nt
Organism: Polyodon spathula (Mississippi paddlefish)
Lineage: Eukaryota; Metazoa; Chordata; Actinopteri; Acipenseriformes; Polyodontidae
Product: vacuolar protein sorting-associated protein 29
Exons: 4
Coding region: 99-647 (182 amino acids)
Biological process (GO): retrograde transport, endosome to Golgi; intracellular protein transport
Cellular component (GO): retromer complex; endosome
Source: RefSeq, a predicted model, not a curated record